This is a messenger RNA of Penicillium angulare, 435 nucleotides long. RefSeq lists its product as uncharacterized. NCBI's taxonomy places the organism in Eukaryota, Fungi, Ascomycota, Eurotiomycetes, Eurotiales, Aspergillaceae. The record is from RefSeq and is a predicted model, not a curated record. The coding region runs from base 1 to 435 and encodes 144 amino acids. The transcript is spliced from 3 exons.
AUGAAUCAUACGCGUUACAUGAAUGUAUCGUUUGCCCGCGAUCAGCAUUCUUCGCGAAAGCGUUCAGCAGCGGGCUCCAAAACCGGUCACGACUUUGUCGAGGAGGCGUCAAUAGUCAAUGUUACUGAAAGCACCCGGCCUCUGGCCUUCAGCCUAGAUGCUUCUAGUAAAGUUAAUGGAGAAAUUUACGGCAAUUUAGAGUCUAUUGAGACUGCUGAGGCAUCAGAGACUGCAUCUGAUCCUCUAUCGUUUCAUAUCUUGAUAUAUCCUCUGGCAGACAGAAUGUUUGCUGAAGGUUUGAAAACAUUAGCAAAGGAAAACGCCAAGCGCACGUUCCAGGAUGCAAUAAAAGAGAUUUUCCAUUCGACUACGCCAAGUGACAGAGAUCUAAGAGACAUGGCAGUAAAUUUAACUUUGAAUCAUCUGAGGACUUGA